Molecule: messenger RNA, 763 nt
Organism: Psylliodes chrysocephalus
Lineage: Eukaryota; Metazoa; Arthropoda; Insecta; Coleoptera; Chrysomelidae
Source: the annotation of a GenBank genome assembly
UGUCAAUAAAGGAGGCAUGUCGUCGCAAGUUUUCAACUCGAGAAUUUUGAUUUUUGGUUUAUUAUUUUUGUUGUUUUGUUGUACGGAUUCCUGGAAUUUCACGGAGAAUUUAUUGAGGUUUAAAAAAGAUUCGUUCAGUACAAAAAGUGGAAGACUGAUUAGUUUUGACGCAUCUGAUGGAAAUCUAAAAGUCGAUCUGGAAUUCAGCAUACCCUUCUUAGAAGUCCCUGUACAAAAAUCUGUGGAUUACGCAAGAAAUUUCGUUGCCAAAAUUAACGUACCAUCGUUGGUGCUAAGCGGAGUAGUGAUCUUCGUAUCAGCAGUGGUAAUACCCACGGUAUUCAUGUUUUGGAACAAAAAAUUUCAUAUUCUAGAUCCACCUACAAAUUCAUACAGAAAAAUUGAAGAAGAACCUUCAAUACUCUGGCGAUACUUAACAUAUCUGGAUGCAGUGUUUAUGGAAAACGAUAUCGACACUACAUCCUGUCUGCAAAGAAGCAUCUGUUCCUUGAUCAACAAGUCCAAACAAGAUAAUCUGAAUGGAAACGGAAGCAGCAUGAACAAGAUCAUCGACGGAGUCUCAUCGAGCGAUUGGUUUUUAGAGCAAGUUUUCAAUACACCCCUGUAUUCGGCCAUUAUUCAUGGAACGAAGAACGGCAAAUGUAGUGAACAGUUUACGAAUUGCAGAAUUACACAAAAAACGUUUAAUAAAUUUGCAAGAGAGAUUUUCAAAUAUGUAGGUACAGGCACAUAAAUAUAUAAC